Messenger RNA from Dendrobium catenatum, 2289 nucleotides. RefSeq names its product glycerophosphodiester phosphodiesterase GDPDL7. Gene Ontology annotation, molecular function: glycerophosphodiester phosphodiesterase activity. Gene Ontology annotation, biological process: lipid metabolic process. Bases 1 to 2289 code for a protein of 762 amino acids. The transcript has 7 exons. NCBI's taxonomy places the organism in Eukaryota, Viridiplantae, Streptophyta, Magnoliopsida, Asparagales, Orchidaceae. The record is from RefSeq and is a predicted model, not a curated record.
AUGUUGGCCUAUCUCUUUCCUAUUCUCUUCAUCAUUUAUGGAGUAUUGGCUCAGCCUGCAAAUCCUCCCCCCCAAAAAUGGCAAACCUUAAGUGGUUAUCCUCCUCUAGUGAUUGCUCGAGGUGGAUUCUCAGGCAUCUUUCCAGAAUCAAGCCAAUAUGCUUAUCAGUUUGCAGUAUCACCGAGCAGUUUAAAGAAUGUUGUGCUAUUCUGCGACCUUCAGUUAACAAAAGAUAGUAUUGGCAUAUGCAAGGCUGAUCUGAGGCUUGAUAACUCUACUAAUAUUGCUAGUAUUUUUCCAAAGAGAGGAAACACUUACAAAGUAAAUGGGCAACCUAUUCGAGGAUGUGAAAAAAAAAUUAAUUUCCUUUGUAUUGUCUUGCAGUACAGCACAUUCUACAAAGAACAUAAACUAGAUGCAUUAAAUUUUAUAAAGCUAGCCUCUCAAGAUAUACAGUUCAAUUUCAUCUCAUCACCAGAAAUAGACUUCCUGAAGAAUGUUGAUGUGAGCUCCAUGAAAACAAAACCAAAGCUCAUUUUUAGGUUCCUUGAUGCUGGUUCAGUCGAGCCGGCCUCGAACAAGACAUAUGGAGAUCUUCUUGAGGACUUGGUAAAUAUCAAGACAUUUGCAUCAGGAAUUUUAGUUCAAAAAGAGUAUAUAUGGCCUGUUGAUCAUAAUGGCUAUUUAGCACCUAGCACUGGCCUUGUAACACAUGCUCAUAGAGUUGGACUAGAAGUUUAUGCUUCAGGAUUUGCUAAUGAUGCUCCAGGAAGCUACAGUAACAACUUUGAUCCAGUUGAUGAGUAUCUUCAGUUUAUUGACAAUUCAAAAUUCUCUGUUGAUGGAGUUGUCACUGACUUCCCUUCCACUGCAUCAGAGGCUAUUGGUAACUUGAAAUUUGUUAUCUUCUUUUCCUUCUUAGGUUUAUUACUUGCUUUGCCCAUAACAAGAACAAAGCUCUCUCUGGAGAAGUGUACAUCGUUUACAGGUCAACCAUUGGUUAUAACUCACAACGGUGCAAGUGGAAUCUAUCCUGGAAGCACUGAUAUUGCUUAUAAACAAGCAGUAGAUGAUGGUGCAGAUAUCAUUGAUUGUUCCGUUCAAAUGUCAAAAGAUGCCAUUUUAUUUUGUUUAGACUCAGCAGAUCUUUCAGGAAGCACAACCGCAAUGCCUAAAUUCAUGUCGAAGUCUACAACAAUACCUGAGAUCCAAAACAACACUGGAAUCUUCACAUUCGAUCUCACUUGGAUUGAAAUCCAAAGCUUGAAACGUAAGAGUUGUUCUUCUUUUUUUCUUUGUUUUAUAUGUUCAAGCAGAAAGAUGAAAAUGUCUCAAACAUCUCAUUUCCCUUUUUCAGCUAAUUUGGUUAGCCCCUACUCAUCACUUGGGUUGGUAAGAAAUCCAGUUGCUAAGAACAUGGGCAAAAUCCUGACAUUGUCUGAAUUCCUAUCCUUUGCCAAAAACAGUAGUGUUCCAGGUGUCCUGAUCAAUAUUAAGAAUGCUCCCUAUCUAGCAUCAAAGAAGGGUCUAAGUAUAGUCGAUGCCGUUUCAACUGCAUUGGCUAAUGCGAGCUAUGACAAAGACAAAACAAAGAGAGUUUUAAUCCAAUCUGACGACUCUUCAGUUCUUUCAGCAUUUAAGAAGAAGAACACCUUCUAUGAAUAUGUUCUCUUGAUUCCAGAGCAAGUUGGCGAUGCACCAAAGCCAACUAUUGAUGAGAUCAAGCAAUUUGCUAAUGCUAUUAAUGUUAUAAGAUCGUCCCUAAUGGCUUAUGAUGGUGCUUUCAUUUCUCAUUACACCGACGUUACAACGGAGAUGCAUAAAUCAAAUAUAUCUGUUUAUGUAUCGGUGCUCAAAAAUGAAUUUACAACGAUAGCUUACGAUUUCUUCUCAGAUCCAAUUGUUGAAAUUGCUACUUUUGUUGGUGGAAUUGGUGUGGAUGGUCUAAUCACUGAAUACCCUGCAACAGCAAGAGCAUACUUGAGGACUCCAUGCUCAAACCUCAAUGCGAAGCUUUCCUACACAAUCUUACCAGCAGAGGCUGGAGGUCUAGCCGGGCUGGCUGCACCUGAGGCCCUACCUCCGGCUCAAUCACCAGCACCUCCUCUCAGGCCUGUAGAUGUGGUCGACCCGCCACUUCCAGAUGUUGCUAAUCUUACAAAUCCUGCUCAGGCACAGACACCAGGUUCGGAGCCAAAGGAAAGCGGUCAGCUUUCAAAUACAGCUUUUAACACUCAUCUCUGCAUCCUUAUAAUGAUGCUCAGCUUUUUUUGUUUAAGGCACCAAUGA